AGAGGGAGAAGCGGCGUCGGGCGCCGAGGAGCCUCCGGCCUUUUCCCCGCCGGGCCGCCCUCUCUCUCCGCCCCUUCCCGGCCCCGGCGGAGGCGGAGGCGGGGCGGGGCGGGGCGCGGGCGGGCGCGGGGCUUUAGCUGGCGCGGAAGAGGCGCCUCGCCCACUCGGCCUGAGCGCGGCUGGCGGAGCUUGGUCGGCGCAGCGCAAGCGGAGGAGACCCGAAGCAGCGCCAGAGCAGCCAGCCAGCCAGCCAGCGCACACGUGGCACCGCGCCGCCGCCGCCAUGGGCAGAGGGGUGAGUGAGCCAGCCGGGGAAGGAGGGAGCGAGGGAGGGAAGGGGGUCCCGCCGCCGCCGCCCCCGCCUCGAGCCCCGGGCUGCCCAGCCAAGCCCUCCCGCCGCCCGCUCUCCGUGGAGCGGGGAGGGAGCCGGAGCCGGGCGCGCCGCGAGGCUCUUUCUGCGGGGCGGCGAGGCGGGCAGGGCGCUGGGCAUCCGGCCGGGGGGCGACUCGGGAGGGCGGGCGGGCGAGAAAGAAGAACUUGCCCCCGGCGCGGAAAGAGGCUUCUCGCUCUGCUCCCCAAAUAGGAAGACUUCCGAAUUCUGCUGCCUCGUUUUUCGUUCGGGGAUCACUUUAUUGGGUUUUUAGAAGCCAGGCUCAUCCAUGAUCCAAGGAAGGAGAGCGCAUCUGGUGUCCCUGCUCUGUCCCCAAACAGCCCCCCACCUCCUUUGCAGCCCCCCUGGGGCUCCCGCUCUCCUGCUUUGCCGCUUAGCUCGCCUUGGGGGCUCUUCUCUGGCCCGGCCGGAUUGGGACCCGGAGGCCGCCCCUCCGUCCUCUCCUCCGCCCCGCUUCCCGGCCUGGCCUUUGGCUUUCCGUCUUCUGGGCUGGCAGGUGCUGAGUUCAGGAGCUGCAGAAAGAGCCGGCAGCCGAAGGGGAGUUUCAGUGGGAAGCCCGACUGCAGAGGCAGAGCAAGGCUUUUGAACCUGCAGCUCACCUGCUGCUCUUCAGAAGGAAGAGAAGAAAGAGAAGAAAGGCCCCUGGGCUGGCUGCCUGGAGGGAGAAGGGAGCCAUUUUCUUCGCAAUUGCAGAGUUACAAAAUGGGUUAUCAGCGCUUCAGGUGAAAAGGGCUGAUAGGAGGCGGGCUGGGGCAGACAUGAUGUUAUCUUUCUGUUUUCCUGUAGCUUGGACGUGCCUCUCUCUGCACCAGCUUAGACCAGAUUCGGGAAGGGAAGGGACUUGCCGGCAGGAAUUCAAAAAUGGUCCGGGCUCCAGCUGGCUGGCUUUUUCAAUAUUGGGCAACCACUUUGGGGCAGGAGGUCCAGUCAUGGGAGAGAGAGAGAGGCUGUCGCCAUGACAGAAAGUGGAAGUGGCCCCAGGUCCCUCCGGCUUGGAAAUCAUGUUGACCUUCCCAGGACUGUAGUGCUUUCCUGUGAAUAUCUACGAAAAACUUUCCAAAGUCUGGCAGGUUUUUCUUUUUAGAGGCCGUGCCUAGAAAAACAGCUAGAAAUGGAAGACCGGGGUGAUGAGCCCUGGUCGAUUUAGGCCUGAAAGUCUCCGGUUUGAUUACGUGUGUAUUAUACAAAAAGCUUAUUCUGCCUUUUCUCCAGGGAUUUAAGUUCUACCCUUGCUGCCCUGGGCCUGCAAGGCAGGUUAGGAAGAAAGGUGGGAUUUGCCCCACGUCACCCAAUGAGCCUUAAUGGCUGAAUAAGGGGCUUGAACCCAAGGCCUAAUGUGACAGCGCCCCCGUCUCAAGUUGAAAUACCUUUCAUGUGCUCAAUUUGAAAGCAUAGUGGUUUUCCUUAACUGUACUUCUGUAGAGGCCUCAGGGUCCAAGUUUUGCAGGAUGGUUAAUUAAGAAGGCUAAUUAAGCGGGCGGGACAAGUAGAAACAGGAGAGGCCGUUGCCUAAUUGUGGAAACAUCUGAGUGACAAGAUCCUACAGCUUGAUGCAGUGGGGCAGUAAAGUUUGCAUUGCUCUUGGUAGUCUGUACCAUUAGCACAUCGUGUGUAGUAUUUCGUUGCCUUUGGGUAGCUUUCGUUUAGUGCCCCAGACAGCCAUGCCAUUCAUUUAGCUGAACUCCUCCCUAGUGACUUCCCUUUUCUUGCUGGAUGUAAAGGAUGAUCACAUCACUUGGCUUCGCACUGGCUUUUUUUUUCGUAGACAGGGAAUAUUUUGCGUUGCUUUUCAUAGAAAUGUAGAGUUGGAAAAGGUCCUGAGGGUCAUCUUUUGCACGCCCCCCCCCUUGCAAUGCAGGAAUCCUAUAACUGCAAUCUAUAGCCUGUUUGCUUGAGGCUUCAGCCUUCUUGCCCUUUCUAGUACAACCCUGAACAUGUUUAACUCCAGAAGCAAUUCUUAGAGUUCAUUGGGGUGUUCUGCCUUUUCUUCCCUCUUGUGCCCUCCAGCCAGUCCCGCUCUCUUGAAAGUAUGUGAACUGCAUGGUUGAGGUAGUGAGCACACCUGAUGGUUCUCCUGUUUUCUUGCAGCAAAGGUAGCUGAGGGUAAACGACUAGGGAGAUCACAGUGCAGAGGUUUGUCUGUAAAAUUCGUAGCAGAGUCGCAAGCUGUUCUGCGGCUCGCUCUACAGUCCUGGAUGUAUGCUGGCCGUCUCCCAAUACAAACUAGUUUUAAGAUGGGGGUGCUGGUGGCAAGCAUUGGUCUGAACUGGCUUUGACCAGUAACGACUCGUUCAGUUCAGUGCCAUUUGCAGCCAUGGAGUUGCAACCUUAAUUGCCAAAAACAGGAAAAAUAGCUUUGAUUGAGCGCUGUCUGUUUUUUGCCUUCGCUAUGUUAAAGCAAACAAAGCUGAGAUUCUGCAGUCUGGGAAUUCUCCUUGUUAGCACUGGCUUCAUUAAGCAAACCACAGAGGAAUCUCAGAUUCAGAAGAGUCGGAGGUAAAAAAACAAAACACCCUUCCACACCAUUCACAGUGACUCUGAUAUUUCAACACAAGAAAAAUGGAAAAUUACUUGAACCUGUUUUGUUACUUUUUUGAGCAGGGUAUACCUUUGGAUUCGGUGUUUAUGUAACCGGAGAUUCUAGUAUAGCUUCAAGAUUUAACUUGCUUACACUCUAGAGUAUUACUGUGGAUGUUAACAGGGGCUCUCUAUUCCAACUGCAGUUGUGUCUAUUAGCCUGCACACAUUUUAUUCUUCCGGACGCCAUUUUCGGUUUAAGAACUGCGUGAAGUUCCCAGGUCGGCUGUUGCUUCUCCAUUGCUGGAUAUAUGUAGAGAUGAACUAUCCAGUACUGGGGGAACUGCAGUUGCUUUGUACUAAUGUAUCCCUUUAUCCACACCAAACAUGGAUAUCCUGAAGGGAUCUGAGUUUUUUUGUUAUUUGUGGCAUUUAUGCAUGAAACGGAAAAAUCAUUUUUUAAAAGUCAGAAAGCAUUCACAUUUUAAGAUCCCGUUUAAUCCUUCAAAUUUAUGCUUAUGGAGCAAAAUUCAGAGUAAAACAGUGAUUAAAGAGUUUUGCCAAUGUCCACAGUGUGUGUUUCCUUUUAAUUUCCAGAACUUUAGGGCUCUCCUAAAGCCUUCUGUACUAUCCGAGCUACGGAUCUUGUCAGGAGGAGAGGGCAAAUUUUUCCAUUGCCCCAUCAAGGUCUGCUGACUUCUUCUGAGAAUUUUUAUUGUCUCAAAAGGCUUUGGAUUUGUAUUAUAUUGCACCAGUAAUAUUAUCUGAGAUUAAAGCUGGGGUGUUGAGCAGUCCAGAAACACCCCCCAAACCCUGCAACCCCUGGAGUGAUGAGACUGGUUAUCACUUCUAUAAUCGUGUGGAUGUCAUGAGCAUUUUUAUGGGAUUCAUGACACGCCAGUGUGGAAAUUUACUGUACUGCUACCGUUUUCCUUCCCCACGUACCAGGAACUCACAAAAUUGCUCUUUCCCCCUUUCCAAUGCUGACCUUCAAAAACCGUGCACAGUCUCGCAGUUGGGUUCCCUUCCACAACGGAAUGCAUUUUGGCUCUAACCAGAGCUGCGAUAGCAAAAGGUGGGAGCAAUAAUUUGAGCACCCACAAUAAUUGAUUUCCUUGUGACCCUAGAUUGUUUUGGAUUCUGAGCUUAGGCAGUUGUGGAUUUGGGAGUUGAUGUUCUUGGCCCAUUUUGGACUUUGUUUACUUUCAGGAACCUGAAUAGGUAGGAGCAAAAUGUGUGUAUGUUUAUAACUCUUGUACUUAAAUUUAAAAAAAAUUAAUGAAGUGAAAAUGCUUGGAACAAGUAAAUAUAUAUUUCAUGAGAAGCAUUCAUAUACUUGCUAUAGACUGAGGGAUAGCUCAGUAGGUAGAGCAUGAAACUCGUAAUCUCAAGGUCAUGGGUUCAAGCCCCAUGGUGGGCAAAAGUUUCUUACAUUGCAGGGGUUGGACUAGAUGAUCCUCAUGGUCCCUUCCAGCUCUACAAUUCUGAAUCCAGUUAAUUGUUCCCUUGUGUAGCAACAUGCAGGUGGUUUUCCAUUUCUGCACAGAGAAAUACAACAGUUGCUGGGCUGUGCCACCAGUUGCAACUAAAGCUUGCUGUGCACAGAGGCUUACGGCCAAUGACUAUGAUCUGCUAAAUAUGCCGUUUCGGCUCCUCUGGGAGGAAUGACAGGAUAGAAAUGUAAUAAAUAAUCAUGACUGUGACUCACUCCGGAACCCAUCUUGAAUUGGCUUUAUUAGCCAGUCUGUAAGAUGGGCACCAGUGACUCCCCAAGGGCACUGUGCCUGCGAGAUAAUUUUUGAGGACAGGAAGAAGAUGUCUUUCAUCAUGCUGAAAUUUGGAAUAGGCAAAAGCAGCAAGUCUCUUGCACAGCUCCUGUGUGCUCCAAAGUUCAGAAUGGUAAGACUAGUAGGAGGGGAGCAGGUUCUCAGGAUGGCUUCUGAGAGAGGUCCUCUUCAAGCAGGUGAGCCAGUGAGUUGACUUGAGAAAACCUGUGCAUGGAAAAGCUUCCAACUGAAAUAAACGGCAUGACUGAUAUGUAAGAAAUGGUGUGUGUAUCUAAGACCUUCAAGGGAGGAGAAGAGGGGGAGAUCCGCCUCUUUCCUCAGUUCCAGGACUAAACAUGUCACAGUGAGCUUUCCCAACUGGUGGCAGAUUUCCUCCCCCAGCAUGGCCACUGCUUGAAUAUUACUUGAAAUACAACAGGAUUGAAAUAACUCCUUGAAAUAUACCAGACUGAAGACUUGGUGGAUUAGUUAGGGAUGGAAAAUCCCAGGAAAAGGGAGGCGGUCAUGCCAGGCACAUGGGCUUGGCCUCAUGUUUUCCAGGGUGAGGGAACAAGCAAGACGACGGCUGGGGAGGGCGCAGAUUGUGGUAUAGCUGUCAAUCAGGGCAUAAUUAUUUUAUCCUCAUGCCCCAGUAUUCCAUUCAGAUCAAGCCAGCCUCUUGUUAGCUAUGUAUGCUCCUUGGAGGAGUCCAUCCCUUGUCUUGGAAAUGGUACAUUGGCUUGGUUCAUCCCGGCAAUAAUGCCCCAUAUAAGGAAUGCAAGACUUGAAGCGAGAGAGCAACUUACCUGUCUUUCCCUGAAAUGGUCAGGUGAGAGAGGCAGUUGUCGUCUGAUUGUUUUUCCGGGAUCCAGUUCUGGAACUCCUUGAAUGAAUUGACAGAAACGGAGUUGUAGUUCUGCAUUUAUACUACUGGCCUGGCUGCUGUCAACAUCCUCAUGUCUGAAAAUGCCAUAAAGGGAGACACUGUUUAGAGAUGGGUGCAAACAGAGCAGUAUUGGGACCAGCUGAAAUGUAUAUAUAAGUAGUGAGCUAUUCUUUGAGUUUCACAGAACUCUUCCAUUGGCUGAACGGUAAAAGAGAAAAAAGGGGUUUGGCUCAAGUCCUGUGUACAGUAAAUGGCAGCCCUGAAGUUCAGGAAGCUCUUUGUGGACUGACUAUGUUUGUGCCUAGCACAAUAGAUCUUGAGUUUUCCCAAAAGGAUAUGGAAACAAAGAUGGGAUGACAGCUCUGUGAAAUACAAAAGCCAGCAUUUAUUCAGAUCUAUUUCUAGCACUAAUGGAGAUUAUGAUCCCCUACAAGGUAGAGAUAUAAAGCAAAGCAAAAUAUGGUUAGUCUAAGAAGAAGCAAAGUUGGAGAUCAAUUUUAAGUGUGGACUAGGCAUAGUAGCCAAAUUGGGUAGGAUUGUCUAGUGGUUGGAAGAUAUACUGCUUCUUCCACAGAUAAAUUGUAUGUUCAUUUAAGGUUUAUAUUACUGAUUUUCAGGAGGACCUCACAAAGUGGUUAAUGUAAGAUCAUUACACCAAUAAGCACUAUUUAAAUAAAAAGAAAUAUGUUGGGGUUUUGUUCUUUUUAGAAGAAGCUGUUUCUGCUUCUUCUCACUCCCCUCAGGGCAAUAUGGUCCUUCAGAGGCCCCUGUUUGUGGCAGUUGGAGAAGGAGAGGCCACUGGUGAACUUUCCAUUACUGGGUGAUGGGGCAUCUGGAUCCAGUUUGAAUGCUCCCUUUGCUGGAUGACUAAAACAUUGAGGUGGGUUGGCGUAGGUUCCUCAGAAGGCAGCCGCUGGCCUGUUCAUAGAGUUCUAGCCUCAGUGCAGAAGUUCAAUUCACGUUCAAACUGAUGAAAACAAGUGUGUAGCAACAUUGCUUUCAUACUGGCUGAACCCUGGCAAAUUUUUAUUUGUUUUUCCUUGAAUUUUCCCACCACACUUGCCAUCCUCCACUUCCUCUCUCUUUGAGAACCACUUCCUUAAGCAGUGGGCUCACUCCUCUUGAAAAAGGCUUUCUAGCUGAUAAAAGUAGGCCGCCCCGGAGUGCAGGAGCAGAACUGGAUCUCCCCUAAGCCAAAGAAAUAGCUGUCUCCUUUGACGUAUCUUGCCUGCAAACCUGGGUGGGAAGCAACCAAAACUGCAAAUACAGUGGUACCUCAGUUUACAAUCUUAAUCCGUUCUGGAAGUCCGUACUUAAACCAAAACCGUUCCUAAACCGAGGCGCGUUCUCCCUAAUUAGGCCUUCUGCCGCCGGUGCCCUUCCACAGUUCGAAUUCCGUUCUUAGACCGAGGUAAAGUUCGCAAACUGGGACACUACUUUCGGUUUUGCAGAGUUCGUAAACUGAAUCGUUCGUAAACAGGGCUGUUCUUAAACCGAGGUACCACUCUACUUGUUUGUGUGUCGAGUGUGUGGGUGAUUUAUCUUGACUUUUUAAAGAUACUGAGUAGUACACACAGUCCCUUUUUCUGCACAGAUUCCCAGUAUCCAGUUGUUUCUCUGACUCCCUUCAGUAGCCAUUCUCAAGCAAUAAUAGAUCAGAAAUUGGGGUGCCGGCUGGUUGCCUUAGCCAGUUUUGGCUUUCCAGAGCAGCCAGCGUCCGACUUCCCUUGUGGGGUGCACUGAUUAUCCCAGAUGGCGAUUGGUGGUGGGGAGAGUUGCCUUAGGAAGAUAACCGUUGUUCUGUUGCUGCAGCCACAGAAACAGUAGCUCCAGCUGUCCUUGAGAUGCUGUUUUAAUGAUGUCACUAUAAUAGCAGAGCAGAUUCCCAGGGACUUUGUUUUAUGUACUCUAGCUUUUAUCUUGUCCAGAUUGAAAAGAGCAGCGCUCCUACUCGUCUAACCCUCAGCUUUGUCUUACAUUUGGGAUAUGGCACAAGCAGUUCUAGUUGCACAAGGCUCCGAAAUAUGGAGAAGCUCUUGGCAUAUUUACAAAAGAGAGCCCAGAAAGGAGGGAGGAAGAAAAAUGUUGCUUUCUGAAGGCAGCACCCGUAUCCUCGUUUUUCACUUAAUAAUUCUUCUUACACCAACCCACUAAAAUAGGUCAGUUUUAUGCCUGUAUUGCAGAUGAGAGGCUGAGAACUCUUGGCUUAAGCCAUAGCAUCUUCACUGUGCUGCGCCUCAUGUCUAAGCAUAAUGUUCUUCAUUAUAUAUUUCAUCUUCUGUAUAUCUAGCCAACAUGACUUGCAAUGUAAUCCUGUACUCUGAAGUAAUCCCAUUGAAUUAAUGGUGGCUUGCAGUCAGCUAAGUACGUAUAAGACCGCAACAUCUGAACAUUGGGCGUUUCGACAAUAUUUAGCUUUUUCAAAAGUGUAAACAGUUUAGUAUUGCUUUAAACAAUACAGUCAUACCUCGGGUUACAGCCACUUCAGGUUGCAUUUUUGCGGGUUACGGACUGCCAAAACCUGGAAGUACCGGAAUGGGUUACUUCUGGGUUUUGGCGGUCAUGCAUGCGCAGAAGCGCCGAAUCGCAACCCACGCGUGCGCAGAUGCGGGUUGCGAACGUGCAUCCCGCACAGAUCACGUUCACAACCCGACCGUCCACUGUUCAAGUUCUUAGCAUAAUCUUUGACAGAGAACUAUUUUUUACUUUGUGCAGAAAGAAUUUCAUAAUCGUAUGUGUGUAUAUAGGAGAAUAUUUCAGUUUACUUCACAGAUCUACUAUGACUAAGUGCAUCCUUCAGUAUCCGUGGCUUAAAUCAUCCCUGUUGAAAUGCUGAUUGUUCUGAGAGACUCGAUUGUUCAAACUGUUUGGAAAGAUGCUUUGCUGUAGUUAUUUGCAUCAUAAAUGGAAACAUUAUUAGCCUUGUGGCUUUGUUUUCCCUGUGUAUCUGAAUAACACCAGCGGAUGAUACUUGUUGUUUUGUAUUGGCUGCGUCUCCCUUUCUCACCUGCAUGAAUGCACGGCCCCUCUGCCUGACCUGUUACAGCAUCCUGGCCGCUCUCUUCUGCUCAGGUUUGCACUUCCUGGAGUUCUGUAGAUUUACCAGAACCCAGCGGAUUUCUGAGGCCUUAAGCUUGUUGAUUCAUUAUAUCUCAUUGUGCCCAAUACUCCAACCUGUUGUGGAUCAGAGUGGGUGGUGAGAGGAAACAAGUUGGUAUUGCCCAAAUUCUGACAUCGCCGUGCUACACACACACACACACACACACACACACACACACAGACACACACACACAGACACACACACAGACACACACACACAGACACACACACACACACACACACACACACACAGACAGACAGACAGACACACACACACACACACACACACACACACACGACCCACACCCAAAGCAGGAAGUGUGUGCUUUCUGCUCUUUCUGCUCUUUCUGCUCUCUGCCUCCAAGAGAGGCUGACAGAAUGAAUUGGCUGGCCCUGGCAUGUAAUCUGCAGAGCACUUAAGUCCACUUCAGCAAUUCACAAAGAAAUGGGGUGCGGGGGGGAUUCCAGAAUUUUCCAGGCAUGUGAACUGGAUUGCAGGGGGGGGCGUGCAAGCCACUUUUGAAAUGAGGGCAUGGAAAUAAUAAAGCUGGGCUUGUGUUCAGUACCCUCUUUAUGAUUUUUAUAAGCUGUACUUCCUUUUGAGCUGGAAACGGAAGGGGCAGUGAAAGCCAGCCUGUGUCAAGCAGUCUCUGGUAUGGCUUAUCUGCUGUUAAUCUAAGAUUUCUUGCAUUUCAAUGCUAUUUAAAGCAAAGAGACUGGAAGAGGUGAAGUGGGUUUUGUUUUUUUCUGACAAUAGCACUACAGGUUUUUUCCCCCUUCCUUCCUAAGUGACUUCACUGUUUCCACCUCCCCCAUUUUUUAAAAAAAGAGAAGGGAAAAUAUGAAGUAUGUUGAGCAUUUUCAGCUCAGCUUCAUCUUCUGCACAGAUAAAGCUCCAUUGCAUUUAUUAAAAGCAGCCUGUAGUUUUAUAACAGAGCCCUGAGUGCACUGUAAAAGUAUGAGGAAAAUACUCUUUGCUUCUUUAAUUACAUAGGAUUUUAGGUACUUUGAGAGAAUCAACAUGUGGAGCUCGUAAUUCUGUCAGUAGCCUUCUGGCCUCUGCUUGCCUUUAGCUAUGUUGCCAAUUGUAUGAACUCCAAAGGGGCUGUGGAAAAAGCAUAAAACUUCCCCCAAGUUAACAUCAACAGGUUAUCACUGUUUAUUCCUGUCAGCUUGAUUGAAAAGCUUGGCCUAGUUUAUCCAGCCAGACAAGACAGCAAGUACAGCAUCCAGAUGUAUUUAUUUAUAUUUACUACCUUAUAAAUGUGCACGGUUAAUACAGGGUGGCUUAAAACAAUUAAAAUUGCAACAGUGUGCCAAAUUGACAUUGCAGGCCUAUACAUGUACAGGAAGCCCCAUGGAGUUCCUAAGGGUUCACUCCCAGGCAAGUGUUCACAAGAGCGCAGCUUGAAUCUCUGGUUCAAACUUCCAGCUUCUAAGGGCUCCCCUUUGAACUGCUUGCUUGGAACUGGAACCAUUAAUUGAAUCUCUAUUUGUAGAACGAGAUUCUCCAUGGGCACAUCCUAGUAUCCCAAAGUGGAGGAAGAUUGGGGAGCAGGGUCUCCGCUGUCGGACAAGAGGUGAAGGAGUUGAAAUGACCCUUUGCAUCACCAUCUUUCCCCCAGACAUUAAAAAGGUGUUUCUGUGCAAAAGUUCCCCAUGCAGGCUUCAUUAUACCGGUGAGGAAUAUUUUGAGUACAAAAGCAGGGUUCACUGAGGUUGAGGAGAAUUGCAUUAGCUUCCCACUUAACUAAGUUAAGAAGCCUCCAUCCUUUGGCGUUGACAUUUGGCAUGUUGUCUCUGAACCUAGCCAGUGUCCCUCUUGCAAGACAAAAGCAGACGGCUGUUUUGUUGUUGUUGUUUUUUGCUUUAUCCAGAGUUUGUUGUCGGCUUACAAACCCUGGCUUGAUCACUGGAACCAUUCCUGUUUCGAUUUGCCCUUUGUGUGAAGGAAGGAGGAGUGUGGGAGCAAACAGGCUGUACACACUUGCACGCUGCUUGUUCCCGUUACGGUUUAAGCAAGCCAUAAUUCCUCAAGCAAGGAAUCCUGGCUCAUUGUUCUCUCCAAACAUGGUCAGAUUGUUUAUCCAGUCCAUAAAUCGUUGGAAAAAGCUUUCUAACUGUUCCACGAUGUGGCAGCAUGAAAUGGAUGGAUUGUGCUAAACUUGUGAUAAGACUCGUAUGGGAUGUUCUUAGAAACGACCACACUCUUAACAGAAUUAGUCGGGAUGCAGAUUGUCGUGUUUCUAAAGAAUGUUUUCAGUUUCCUGUAGUGUGACUAACAAUGCAAGUGCACAUAUCUUACAGAGGGCUUGCUGCAAUGUGAAAAAGAAACAUGCUCACAUUGGCUCAACUCAGGCACCAUAUUUAAGCUAUGGUUUGUACUAACCAAGAGGGAUGCGGGUGGCGCUGUGGGUUAAACCACAGAGCCUAGGGCUUGCCGAUCAGAAGGUCGGCGGUUUGAAUCCCCGCGACGGGGUGAGCUCCCAUUGCUCGGUCCCUGCUCCUGCCAACCUAACAGUUCAAAAGCACGUCAGAGUGCAAGCAGAUAAAUAGGUACCACUCCGGUGGGAAGGUAAACGGCGUUUCCGUGCGCUGCUCUGGUUCGCCAGAAGCGGCUUAGUCAUGCUGGCCACAUGACGCGGAAGCUGUACGCCGGCUCCCUCAGCCUAUAGAGCGAGAUGAGCGCCGCAACCCCAGAGUCAUCCACAACUGGACCCAACGGUCAGGGGUCCUUUUACCUUUUGUACUAACCAUAGUUCAGAACAUAAAUCAUGGUUUGAGCUUCCAGAUGAACAGCUGCCACUUGAGCUGAAACAAAUGGUCUUGGAGGUUGCCUGUUUUUGUUUUCCAUCCUUGCAAUAGCUAACUUGAUGAAUUCAUUCCCAUAUCAAAGAUGCAGCAGCUCCUGCAAACAGAUGGAUGGACAUCACUAUGGCCCAUCAGUUCUGACAUAAACCACCUCAGUCUUAGUGCAAAUCCACUUUGAACCUCUAAGACCUUAGCCAUUGUGCUUUUUUACUCAGUUUCUGGUAGUUUCUAAAUAGGAGGGGUUUUUUUAGUUCGCAGUGAGUCCCUGUGAGUGCGAUGCGUUGACCAGGAGUUCUCUCAGUAUAUUUGUUAAAUAAUAUCUGCCGUGAGAGAUGUGCUUGUCUCCCUUUUUAAAAUUCAGUUAAAUAGGGUUUUUAUGUGGAAUCUUAGGCUUUUAAUCAUUGCCCUUGCCACUUGGAUUUUAAAUUUGCAAAUGGCUUUUUAUUGUACCUAAUUGUAAACCUCUCAAAGGGCACCACAAACAGCUGGUGGAAAUCAUUGUUACCAUCCUGGCCCCUGUGAUGGUUGCUUUUGUGUUGCCUACAGUGCAAUUUGGUUCACUCAGAAGUAAAUCCAGCUAUGUUCAAUAGGCUUUAGCGCUCGGGAGAAUUCAAAUGUCCCCACAAUAAUUGCUUCUAAUAUUCUUACAGACAGGUCUGAAUUUCUCUUUGAUAGAGAGACCUAUAACUGAAAGGUAGAGAGCAUUUUGUAUCUGUCAGGUUCAGGGUGGAUUUAAUUUAAAUCACUAGUCAGUAAGACGUGAUUUUAAUUCUACUUUUUUUUACAGAAAGACUCAUUCUUGCUGGUAUAAUCUUAAUAUUUACAACCAGAUAAAGGUUUCAUUUUCGGAAUAAAAAAUUUUCAGUCGUUUUUACAGUUAUAUCAAAAAUUACUGAUUUGGUUAUACUAUUAGAAAUACAUUGACAGAUAAUUAUGAAAUUAUUGUGAGGUUUAAUAAGUUAACUGUUUAUAUUUGGACAACUUUUCUGCUGUACUUUAUUGCAAGGAGAAAAAUAAUCAUUUCCUGAAUAACAAUUUAAACAAUUUAUUUAACUUAAACAAUAACAUUAUAGCAUAUGUAUCCAUGUUUGUUAACUGAUGUUGUUAAACAAUUAACUGAGUUUUAGCACACAUGAAAACUUUAAAACAAGUCCUUAUUUCCUGAUAAAUAGCCUUUGGACUAUAAUGUAACUUAAAUAGAAAGCUAUCUUUAGAAAUAUUUUUCCUCCAAAAGCAUUUUAUUUUAAAAAUCCAAUUUAAAGAAAAAAAGAUUUUUUAAAAAUAUAUGUUUUUAAAAAUCAUUGUUUUUUAUCUGCCCUGGUCAGGUUCCACAUUUAAUUGCUGCACGUUAUUUCACCAGUUCAGGUGUGCCUGGCAGCAGAGGUGGGAAGGAGCUUUGCUCAGGGCGUUGGGGCGGGUCAGAAUUUGACAUGACGAAGCUGCGUGGACUGUUUCAUUGCAAGGCAAAUGAUUUCUGACUUUUCUUACAGACUGGACGUGACAAGUAUGAGCCUGCGGCUACAUCUGAGCAUGGAGCCAAGAAGAAAAAGGGGAAGAAGGAGAAGGAUAUGGAUGAACUGAAAAAGGAAGUUUCGCUGGUAAGGACCUUUUGACAUGUGGGGGUAGAGGUGUGGGUGACUCAGCUCAUGAAGCAAGAGUUGGCCUUUCAAACUUCCCAAAGAUGGUUUCCUAAAUUUCAGUUAGGUGCCCUGUUUCCUGCUCUGAACUUAGCUAUAAGAUUCAAGCUUCAUUCACUUUCCUGGGCUUUAUUGGCUAGCUAUCAUAUUUUUGGGGAACAAAAGUAUCGUGAGGCGCAGUGUUUUGCCUAUUUGCUGUGGUGCCAGAACCUUCUAUAAGUUGUCCUCUUGCUAAAAUUUCAGCCUCUCAUUCCUCUGACAGUUGCCCUGUUCUUCCCACAACCCUCUUUACAAAAAAAAAAAAAAUCUGGUUGGCAUCGAAAUACAGUUUCUCUCUCUCUUGUAUAUUGUAAAUUAUAAUAUAUGUUUUAAUAUACGGAAGUGGCGCUAAACAGUGGUCUAAACCACUGAGCCUCUUGGGCUUGCUGAUCAAAAGGUCGGCAGUUCGAAUCCCUGUGACGGGGUGAGCUCCCAUUGCUCUGUCUCAGCUUCUGCCAACCUAGCAGUUCGAAAGCACAUCAGUGCAAGUAUUUAAAUAGGUGCCGCUGCAGCAGGAAGGUAAACGGCAUUUCCGUGUGCUCUGGUUUCCGUCACGGUGUCCUGUUGUGCCAGAAGCGGUUUAGUCCUGCUGGCCGCAUGACCUGGAAAGAUGCCUGUGGACAAAUGCCGGCUCCCUUGUCCUGAAAGCGAGAUGAGCUCCACAACCCCAUAGUCACCUUUGACUAGACUUAACUGUCCAGGGGGCCUUUACCAUUUUUUACCUUUGGAAAUAUAAAUAUAAGGGAAGGACACUCGCUGGCCUCAGGGAAGCUGCCUCCCUAGAAUAACAUCAUGGCAAGGAAAAUUGGCAUUUGGAGCUUUAGGGCUGUAGAGCGAAAGAGAAAGCCCUUUGACCCCAGACAUCAGCCAGUGUACUAAGGGUUGGGGUGUUUGUGUUGGUGUGUGUGAGAGAGAAGUGAGUUUGGGGUUCUCUGUAUCACAGCGUGUUGCCUUUGAGAAUCAUUUGACUGAAAUAAACAAAUGCAGUAAGUAUUAUGGUGAAUUUACUUAUUUGAAAUAUUUCUGUACUGCCCUUCACUAAAAUUGGUCCCAGUAUGGUGUAAACAAUUAAUGUCCAAACAGUAAAAACACAUAAUAAAGCAACUGGCGAAUAAAACAAAAGCCAUAAGGAAAAUGGAACCAUUUGCGUUUUUUCUUUUUUAAGGUUUGAAAAAAUAAGGAGUUUUCUCCAGUCCCCUGGGGUGGGGCGGGAAAACUAUGGAUACUAAUCAAGUCACCCUAGAGGGCAUUCCAUGAACUGGGUGCCACAAGUGGAAAGGUACUUGAUUGUCACAUACUUCAAGUCUCAGCUGACAAUCUAACAGAGCAGGUGGGGUGGUAUAGGAGAAAGUGUUCCUUUGCAUUCCUUGGUCCCAUAGAGAAAGAACAGGGUUAGAUUGCCGUCUUUCUCCCAACAAAGAUCUUGUUAGGAGAACCAGAGAAGUUUCUGUGCCAUAACCAAGUCUGGAGCCAGACUGGAAUGAGGUUCAGUAAUGAGUUGCCCAAGAGACCCCGUCUUUGGUACAUCUAUUCAAGCACCGAGCCCCAAAAGAGGCUAUUAGUGACUGGACAACAGGUACCAUAGUCGUCCGAGGCCUAAGAAGGUUUUUAAGGAGAUGUGCUGCUGCCGCCGCCUCAAAGGCUGCUGGGGCUGCUCCCUUUUUCAUGUAGACGUUAAUUACCUCCUGGAUCCAGAGUCAGUCCUCUUCUCCUAGGUUUAGUCCACCGUAGACAAGGGCUGAGUACGCAAGCAGCAAGCCUGAUUCCUCCCAAGUAAUUUAUUCUUAAGCAACAGCAGUUAGAUCCCCACCCCCAAAUUAGACACAAUGCUUUAAUGACAUCCCCAGAUGGUUGUUAGACAGUAAGACUUGAGAUCUGAUCAGUAGGAGUGAUUUUAUCUUUGAAAUGUCUGGCAAAGUCCUCACAGCAGGCCUCCCAGGGGCUCUUGGAUUGCUCCCCGUGGGCCCAAGCUGGAGCAAGCAAAGCUACUCAGAAAAGCUUUGUUGGACAGCUUUCUAAAUAUUCAGUGGUGGUGAAGCGUUGCUUUUUUUGUCACCUUCAUCACCACGGAUUGGGUCCCUCAUUGUGUUGGAUUGUCUUCUCCACUAGCCUUUCACUCUAGAAGCAUUUUGGAAAACCAGGAUGUUGCAUAGCUGGAUUCUCAAGUGGCUGCAACGGGAUAGUCCUAUGCAGUCCUUUGCAUGCAUUCUUGAGAGUAGAUCUCAUCUGAACUCAGUGGGACUUACCUCUAAGCAACCACACAUGGUUUCAGCCUGUAAAACACAUUGGUUGUUAACAAAGGCGUUCUCAAUAGCUGCCUUCCUAAUAGCAAGCUAAGCAAACCUAAAAGGGGCUGUUUCUUGUUCUGUCCUUCUAAAGCAGUGUUUCUCAAACUUGGGUCCCUAUCUGUUGUUGGACUACAACUCCCAUCAUGCCUACCUAGCAGGACCAGUGGGCAGGGAUGAUGGGAGUUGUAGUCCAACAACAGAUAGGGACUCAAGUUUGAGAAACACUUUUCUGAUUUUUUUUAACCUGCUGUUUUCAUUAGGAUCCCCACCAAAGAGAGAGAGAAAUAUCUAGUCAAAUCUAGUAUUAUUAUUUUGCUUCUCAGUUUAGACUAGCAGUUUGGAAGCUACUGCCCACCAUGACCUCCCUGCCUUCUUCUCCCAUUUUUUCAGUUUGGAAUGUCUGCUUGUACUGUUUAGCAAAGGCUUAACACAUAUAAACCCCAUUCAAUAUGAAACCAAGCUAGAAGCAGUCGUCACCAUUUUGGGGGUAAUGUGUUUUGCAUAAGUUAAUUGCAUUGCAUAGAAUUUCUGAAUUUCUUGGGUGAAAUAAAAUCACCACCUAUGCCUUGCUAAUCUUCGCUUUGCUUUGCAGGAUGAUCACAAACUCAGCCUGGAUGAACUUCAUCGGAAAUAUGGUACAGACCUCAGCCGGGUAAGGUGGCCAGCUAUGGAGUGCUCCCCCCCCCAACCCCCCCACAAAUUCUGGUUUGCAAUAACCUUCUAAAGAGCCCUCCUGGUGAAAAAGAAAUUUCUUCUUGCUUAAUGUUUUAGCCACAAUUUGAACGCACCUAGUCUUUCCACACUGGACUGUCCCACUCAGAAGUUGUUACCUCCCCAUUUCCUGAGUGGUUUCUGAGAUUGAGCAGUUGUUUGCCUCACUGCCAUUUACAUUCUGCUAUAAAUUUAUUUAAGAGCCAUGGGAUUUCUUGAACGAUGCUGGAAAAUUGUUCUGGGGCUGUUUCGUGCUUGGAGGAGAUAGAAUAAUACAAGCUUGAUUAAAGGGCUGUGGUCUUUAAUCUCUUUAAUUUCACUUUUUAAAAAGCCACCUGCAAUUAAACGGGGCUCAUCCUUUCAUUUUUAAAAAGUUACCGUAUUUUUCUGUGUAUAAGAUGCCCCCAUGUAUAAGACGCCCCCUAUUUUGGGGCGACUCCAAAUUAAGAAAACACCUCUCAGCACUACCUGUGUAUAAGACGAGCCCCAAUUUUAAACCCUUUCUUUUUUGUAAAAAACCUAGUCUUAUACACGGGGGGAAAACGGUAUUAGUGUUGGAAUGUAUCGGGCUAUGUCAUACCGGUGGUGACCAUUUCACGCAGGGGUUGCUUUCCUGGCCCCCAAGCACAGCGGCAGAGCAUGCAAGAGUGUGACCCAUCUCGUUACACCCCCCCCCCCCAUUCCGCCUUCUUCUUGGUCCAAAAGAACCCGCUCAUCAGCAAUCGCGCAUCAGUGGGACAUGCCAAAAAUGGUUGCCACCUGCACUUGUAGUAGGCCAUUGAAAUCAAUGAACAAGUUAGUCAUGACUGAUUUUAGUCCAUUGAUAGCAGUGAGUCUGCUCUUGAGUAUGAUGUAGCUGGAUACAACCCUUCCAGGAUCAGUAAUUAUUGAAAAAACUGCUGGUGACUGGCGCCAUCUUGGCAAUGGCAUUUCCCUUUCACUCUCACAGGAAUGUCUGUUUUAAUAUGGCACCUGCAUAUACCAGGGUUGCCAGCGCUGCCUUCCUAUAGUUGUGUUGUCACCAGCCCCAGACAGUAUGGCUAAUGGUCUGGAAUGUUGGAAGCCAUAGGACUUUUGCUGGUCCGUGUUAGCUGCUCAUGAAAAUAUACGCAAACCAUUUAAAGGCAAACUAUGCUCUGCCUCCUUCAGUUGUUUUGCCCUUUGCAAAUUUAGGAAGUGUUAAUUGAUUAGAUGACAGCUCUACUUGGAAGUCUCUCGAAGUCUCUCAAAUCCAUCUCUAAUAAGGGAACAAGCUAGCUAUCUUUUUAAGAAAGGCCAGCAAGAGAGAGAUCGCCUAUUGGCAGCGGCGGCGAUUGCAUUUCAGAAACCAUCAGUAGUUGGAAUGGAAAGCCUGCUUUGAUGUUCCUUAGGGGAGAUGCUGUAAUAAGUCUCUUCUUCCACCACCUCUGUGUUUAGGGUCUGACUCCUGCCCGGGCCCAAGAGAUCUUGGCUCGUGAUGGCCCCAACUCGCUCACUCCGCCUCCCACCACCCCAGAAUGGGUUAAAUUCUGCCGGCAGCUAUUUGGGGGCUUCUCGCUUCUGCUGUGGAUUGGAGCUAUUCUUUGUUUUCUGGCAUAUGGUAUUCAAGCAGCGACAGAGGAAGAACCAAAUAAUGACAAUGUGAGUUAAUAAAUGUGUGUGUGGGAGAGAGAGAGAGAGAAUGAAUCUGAAUUGGGGAGGCUUCACUAUGGCAUUAAGCUGCGUGGCAGGUUUGACCUGAAUCUAAACCGUAUGACCCAAUUCAGACACAACUGGAAGUAUUGAUUCCCAUCAUGUGAAGGAGCUUGUAGUAAGCUUUUAAAUUCUUGAUUAGUGUUCAUUAGCAUGUUUUCCCAUUAUGUCUGAUCCAAUAUCUGCCUUUCAUAGUUCCAUUGUUUUCUAACAAUGUUGUUUGUAACGCUUUAACUGGUGUUACGGCCUACUUUGUUUCAAACACUUCUUGUAAAGUGAUCUACCAGUGGCAGUCUGCAUCAUGUGGCUGGUCUCUUUUUUCCUAUGAUCUGGAAAAUGCUUUCUUCUUCCUCUUGUUCUUUUCCUUUUUCCUUUUUGUUUAUUCCUCCGCCAUCACCUUAUUAUCCGGGUUAUGGGACAGGGUGAGACAUACUGUUGACAAAGUGACUGACUUGCCACCAUGCUGAAUACAACUAAUGUUAUGACCCCAGGCCCACUGUUUGGGAAUUGAAGGAUUUGUCACUCAAAAAAAAAGCACGGGUUCUCGCUUAAAAGUAAUGCAGUGUGUGCAUCUCCUUUCAGUUGUACCUUGGUGUUGUUCUUUCUGCUGUUGUCAUCAUAACUGGCUGCUUCUCUUACUACCAAGAAGCCAAGAGUUCAAAGAUCAUGGAGUCCUUCAAAAACAUGGUGCCUCAGGUACGUAAGCGCUGCUUCUUCAGCUUUUUGUUGUUGUUACAUCUGUCUCAAGACACGGGUAGGCGAAGGGGCUGAUCCAACGCAUGGGUGUUGGCAGGUGUAAAGUUGAAAGUUGUGUUGUUUCUUCUUCUUUCAGCAAGCUCUAGUGAUCCGAAAUGGGGAGAAGAUGAGCAUCAAUGCUGAAGGGGUGGUUGUUGGUGACCUAGUGGAGGUGAAGGGAGGUGACAGAGUCCCGGCUGAUCUGAGGAUUAUUUCAGCUCAUGGUUGUAAGGUAUGUAUAUGCAUGCAGUGAGACUUAAGGGACCGAGAUGCAGCCUGCAGAGUAACCAGGCCUGCCACAAUGGUGCAAUUUCUUGUGCAUUUUCUCAACAACAUGCUUCCUCGCACAGGUGGACAACUCAUCUCUCACGGGUGAAUCGGAGCCCCAGACCAGGUCUCCAGACUUCACAAAUGAGAAUCCACUGGAGACUAGAAAUAUCGCUUUCUUCUCUACCAACUGUGUUGAAGGUAAUACCCAUUUUGGAAUUCAUGAUCAAAUGAACCAGCAGAGCGUUGAAGUCUGAGGAAUUCUAGAAGUGAUGGGUACUUCAGAACAAGGGAAGCUCUUGAUUAGCUGCCUUUUCUGUUAGCCCGUGAUGCUGGCGGAUGAUAAUUUGUGCGGCCAAAAACCUUGCGUUUGUGUUCUCUCAGAACAGUGAUCACUUUCAGACAAAGGGAAUCCCAACUCCAUCCAUAUCUUAGCCAGAAUCGGAGAAUGGUCACAUUUCUGCCAAACUGCCCCCAAUAUUUUCGUAGCCACAUUUGUUUUGUCAUCAGCUUGUGAAGAAGGUGCAGCGUCUUGCCCUUUGGAGAGGAGGGGGUAGGCAAAGGUGACAUGGGGGAGUGUCUGGAGGCGGUUGGAGGAUGGAUGGCGGCUAACAGAAUGAGGUUGAAUCCUGACAAGACAGAAGUACUGUUUUGGGGGGGGGACAGAGGGCGGGCAGGUGUGGGGGGCUCCCGUGUCCUGAAUGGGGUAGCUGUGCUCCUGAAGGACCAGGCACACAGGCUAGAAGUCAUUUUGGACUCACAGCUGUCCAUGGAGGCGCAGGUCAACUCUGUGUCCAGGGCAGCUGUCUACCAGCUCUAUCUGGUUUGCAGGCUGAGACCCUACCUGCCCGUGGACUGUCUCGCCAGAAUGGUGCAUGCUCUAGUUAUCUCCCACUUGGACUACUGCAAUGCGUUCUGUGUGGGGCUACCUUUGAAGGUGACCCAGAAUGUACAACUAAUCCAGAAUGCAGCAGCUAGACUGGUGACUGGGAGCGGCCGCCAAGACCAUAUAGUACCAGUCCUGAAAGACCUACAUUGGCUCCCAGUACGUUUCCAAGCACAAAUCAAAGUGUUGGUGCUGACCUUGAAAGCCCUAAGCCGCCUCAGCCCAGUAGACCUGAAGGAGCGUCUCCACCUCCAUCGUUCAGCCUGGACACUGAGGUCCAGCAUCAAGGGCCUUCUGGCGGUUCCCUCACUGCGAGAAGCGAAGUUACAGGGAACCAGGCAGAGGGCCUGCUUGGUAGUGGUGCCCGCUCUGUGGAAUUCCCUCCUACCAGAUGUCAAGGAAAUAAACAACUACCAGACUUUUAGAAGACAUCUGAAGGCAGCCCUGUAUCAGGAAAUUUUUAAUGUCUGAUGUUUUAUUAUAGUUUAUGUGCUGUAAGCUGCCCAGAGUAGCUGGGGAAACCCAGCCAGAUGGGCAGGGAAAUAAUAAUAAUAAUAUAUAUAUUUUAAAUUGUGGGUGGUAGCUGCCAGCUGCUUUAUGAAGCUGUGUGCAGUGAAGCUUCUUAAACAGCGUCUUUUCUAAGAAUGUUUACUUGAUAAAGUUCCUCUUGUGAAAACCCAUACGCCACCAUUCUUGAUGAGAGUGGGAGUAUCUAGUUUGCUUACAUCAAACUUACAAUGCCACCUUAACAUGCAGAACUGUGUUUACACAGAGUGAGCAAAUACACGUUUUUCCCACGCCCGCAGACUUGGCUGCUAAAACUUUGCCACUGUUUUCCAGGCACGGCCCGUGGUGUUGUCAUCAACACUGGCGAUCGGACGGUCAUGGGCCGCAUUGCUUCGUUGGCUUCCGGACUGGAAGGGGGGCAGACGCCCAUUUCUAUUGAGAUUGAGCACUUCAUCCACAUCAUCACUGGCGUGGCCGUCUUCCUUGGCGUUUCCUUCUUCAUCCUCUCACUGAUCCUUGAGUACACUUGGCUGGAGGCGGUUAUCUUUCUCAUUGGCAUCAUCGUGGCCAACGUCCCCGAGGGGCUGCUCGCUACUGUCACAGUAAGUCAGUGCUGAGAUCUGGAUGAUGCCCAGCUCUGCCUCUCUUUCAAAUCAGAACCAGUGAAGGUCCUGUGUGAGUGUCUGGAGGCUGUUGGAGUAUGGAUGGUGGCUAACAGAAUGAGGUUGAAUCCUGACAAGACAGAAGUACUGUUUUUGGGGGACAGGGGGCAGGCAGGUGUGGAGGACUCCCUGGUCCUGAAUGGGGCAACUGUGCCCCUGAAGGACCAGGUGCGCAGCCUGGGAGUCAUUCUGGAUUCACAGCUGUCCAUGGAGGCGCAGGUCAAAUCUGUGUCCAGGGCAGCUGUCUCCCAGCUGCAUCUAGUACGCAGAUUGAGACCCUUCCUGCCCGUGGACUGUCUCACCAGAGUGGUGCAUGCUCUGGUUAUCUCUCGCUUGGACUACUGUAAUGCGCUCUAUGUGGGGCUACCUUUGAAGGUGACCCGGAAACUACAACUAAUCCAGAUUGCGGCAGCUAGACUGGUGACUGGGAGCGGCCGCCGAGACCACAUAAUGCCGGUCUUGAAAGACCUACACUGGCUCCCAGUACUUUUCCAAGCACAAUUCAAAGUGUUGGUGUUGACCUUUAAAGCCCUAAACGGCCUCGGUCCAGUAUAUCUGAAGGAGCGUCUCCUCCCCCAUCGUUCUGCCCGGACACUGAGGUCCAGCUCCGAGGGCCUUCUGGUGGUUCCCUCACUGCAAGAAGUGAGGUUACAAGGAACCAGGCAGAGGGCUUUCUUGGUAGUGGUGCCCACCCUGUGGAACACCCUCCCAUCAGAUGUCUAGGAAAUAAACAACUACCAGACUUUUAGAAGACAUAUUAAGGCAGCCCUGUUCAGGGAAGCUUUUAAUGUUUAAUAGAUUAUUGUAUUUUAAUAUUCUGUUGGAAGCCACCUAGAGUGGCUGGGGAAACCCAGCCGGAUGGGCAGGGUAUAAAUUUAUUAUUAUUAUUAUUAUUAUUAUUAUUAUUAUUAUUAUUAUUAUUUGGGAACUGCUGCAGAGAUGGGCAGCCACCUGCCUUCCAGAGCCAAAUUGCCCCUGUUCCUUGGUAGUUGAAUGCAAGCCUUUCUCUUUGUCAUUCUCCAGGUUUGUCUGACAUUAACUGCCAAGCGCAUGGCCCGUAAGAAUUGUCUGGUGAAGAACCUGGAAGCUGUGGAAACUCUGGGCUCCACCUCGACGAUCUGCUCUGACAAAACUGGCACCUUGACUCAGAACCGCAUGACGGUUGCUCACAUGUGGUUUGAUAACCAAAUCCAUGAGGCCGACACCACAGAAAACCAAAGUGGUAAGCUGGCUGCUCUCUCCAUCAAAUAAGCUCUGUGGUACGGCUGCCUCUUGCUGGUAGUCAAAACAUGUAAAUCAGCAUGCCCCCCCCCCAAAGUGUUAAUAAGGCUCUACAACAGAAGCUCUUACCAUUGCAUGAAAUCGUUUCUGUGUUCCCAGUGUAGCCAAGGAUAAACACAUUCAAAGCCUGACUGAAGGAGCAUUCUUGGCUGUGUAAUCACAAGAAAGCUGGAUUCUAGAUUAAUUUACUGUGUUUAGAAAGCCCAUGCUGCCUUUGAAAAAAUGAAUAAAAACCAGCCGUUAUUCAGCACACUCUCUAUAUAAUAUACCCAGAAGUCCUGAGAUUCGUGCUUCAGUUAGUGGCAUCUCCCAGGCUGGGCCUAAGCUGCCACUUUAGUACUGUACGGACCGUCCAUAGUUGCCAGCAUGCACAGGAGAUUUGCGCAGUUGUUGUAUGCACGAAGUCAUACUUAGUGACAAAUGGGGCUGGGGGGGAAUGAGACAAAGCCAAUCAAUCUGGUUUUGUGUCUGACAACAUCCCUGCUGCUUCCCACCUCCACAGGUGCCUCUUUCGACAAGACGUCUCCCACCUGGACGGCUUUAUCCAAGGUGGCUGGACUCUGCAACCGGGCUGUGUUUCAGGCCGGCCAGGAAAACGUUCCCAUUCUGAAGGUGAGUUCAUCCCCCGGCUUAACCACAGGGGCUGCUCACUGCUUCCGCUUGACCCUCCGUGUGAAAGCAUCAUGAAAGAGGAUGCAGUCGGGGGGUAACAGGCUUCUGCCAGCAGCAGAGGCAGCUCUGCGUCCCCUCCAGGGCCAGAAUGGCAACCUUUCUUUAUGCUCAAGUUGUCAGUGGACAUUUCUGUGGAUUCUUCUAUGGCCCAGAACCACUGGAUUGCUGUAGCAACAAAAAAGUAAACUGAAGGAGGCCUACGCUAACUUAGGAAUAGAAAAAACGUAAUAGUGCAGAAGUGUGAUUUAAAUAAUACUGUACAACCUAUGCUUGCCAUACUGAUCAGUCUGUGAGACAUCUGACAACAUCCUCACCUUUUUUUUCUUUUGCAAUUCUGGGCAAGCAGCAAGGCCAGGAAAUUAUUAUUAUUAUUAUUAUUAUCAUCAUUAUCAAGCUGCUAGUCUGUGUUAACCUUCCUUAUGCAGGCCUGGUUUUAGGUAUAGGUCAGUGAUGGCCAAACUUGCCCCCCCCCCGAGCUGUUUUAGGACUACAACUCCCAUCAUCCCUAACUAACAGGACCAGUGGUCAGGGAUGAUGGGAAUUGUAGUCCCAAAACAGCUGGAGAGAGAGCCAAGUUUGGCCAUCACUGGAUAGGUGCUCUUUCUACCAGCAGAGCAAAUUUAACUUAUUUCUGAGUAUCUCCAGUUUAUUUCCCUGAUGGGCAGCAGCUGUGCUCAAUAUCUUCUGUUGUGUCAUCAUUUCGGAAGUAGUCCCUUCCACUAAAAAAGGUUGUAUCCCUAUUGAAGAGAAACCUGGCGAGAGGCCUGUGUCUCAGGGGUGUAGCAUGUGCUUUGCAUACUCCCAAAUUCAGUCCCCAGCAGCAUCUCCUGAUGGGGCUCGGAAAGUCUUCUGUCUGACUUCUCAAUGCUCCUCACUUUACAUGUAGAUAAUCCUGAGCCAGAUGGACCAAAGUGCUGACUGUGUGUAAAGCAGCUUCCUCUAUUUUGGCCACUGGGUUACCUUAAAGAAAGGGGAAAUCGGAAAGGAGGGAGGUUCAUCUUCAAGGGCUUCAUCAUCUACUCACUGUGAACCCCUGUCUUGUUUCUCAGAGGUCCGUGGCAGGGGAUGCCUCUGAAUCUGCGCUGCUCAAAUGCAUUGAACUGUGCUGUGGGUCAGUCAAGGAGCUGCGAGAGAAAAACCCCAAGGUGGUGGAGAUACCGUUCAACUCGACCAACAAAUACCAGGUAAGAACGUGGUAUUCACAAAACGCCCACCACAUUUCACGUAAACUGUAGCUGUUAUAUCAAAUGUAGCAACUUUUCACUUUGGGCUGAUGUCAUGAACUGGCCAGAUGCAGAGGAGUGGGGGGGGGUGGAGGCACCCAAGGGAAGGAGGUGUUGGAAGCUGAAUAGGCAACAGAGUGUAGUGAGCAGGAAGAGGCAGAGGACCAGCCCAGAAUCAGAGGCAGAGGACCGGGGCCAAGAGGGAGAGAUGAGGCAGGCUGAAAAAGCCAGGGGGUCUCCCCCUCCUGCUGUGUCCAACUCCCCACCUCCCUGGUCUCCCAGAACCCACAGAGGUAUGAAGAGCGCAGAGCGGAGACAGACAAGGCAUCAGUCUCAGAUUGCUCGGGAAGAAUGUGGGGGGAGGCCGAGAUGUUUUGUUUCUUUGAAUGAAGAAUUAACUUCACUCAUACCUUGUGAGUUACUGCUCCCGACCCCUGCCCUGACAGCUAGGUUGGUUCUGUAUUUAACUCCGGUGCGGUUUCGUUCCAUGCCAGUCAGGAUGCGGCUUUGUCUGAAAGAGCUUAGUAGAUGUUUGAGGCUGUGUAGAACUUUGUAGUGCCUUCCGAACCACCCUCAUAGAUGAAACGCUACCCUCGAAAUCAAUUUUCUAACGCUUUUCUAAUGCAGCUGUCGAUCCACAACAAUGCAAACACAUCAGAAUCGCGGUACCUGCUUGUGAUGAAAGGAGCCCCAGAGCGAAUCCUGGACCGUUGCAGCACCAUCCUGAUCCACGGGAAAGAGCAGCCCUUGGACGAAGAAGCUAAAGAUGCGUUUCAGAAUGCCUACCUUGAGUUGGGAGGCCUGGGGGAGAGAGUCCUAGGUAAGGUGUUCUGUGGACUCUUUUCCAGGUCUGUCUUAGAAUAAUGUGCUUGCUUUCGUACAGCCAAGAAAUCACUCUUGCAAAUUCUUUGAGUGAAACAGAGCAACGCAUGCUGGGCUCUGUAGCUUUGCAUAGAUUAUAACGUGAAACAUUGGUCAGGCUUUGUUUGUUGUAAGCUUUCAAUGCUUGCUGCAGCCUCACAUAGAAGGAGAGAAUCCGGUUCUCUCUGAAUAAUACUUUCCACUCGCUUCCCCCAGAGCCCAAACGCCGGAUUCCACAAGGGUUUCUCAAAUGUUGUUGGGCAUCUUAGCAAUCAAAAUAGGCAGGCUCAGCACCUGCUCCCCUCGUACGAGAGCAUGUGAAAUCAUUUCAAUUGGAUUUGUUGGCAGGCUUUUGCCACCUGGCUCUUCCCGAUGAGCAGUUCCCAGAAGGCUUCCAGUUCGACACGGAUGAAGUCAACUUCCCGGUAGAGAAUCUCUGCUUUGUUGGGUUGAUUUCUAUGAUUGACCCUCCUCGCGCUGCUGUGCCUGAUGCCGUGGGCAAAUGCAGAAGUGCUGGAAUAAAGGUAAGCCACUUCUCCCCGUCACUCUGAAAUAGUAAAUCCACAACACCCAAGAACACAGAAAAGGGGCUUUAUUUGUGUGCCAAGGAAGGUUCAGUCCAGGGACAGCUGUCAACUGCUUUUCCAUCUCAAAAGCAAGUGUGAAAACAUGGUUGCUGGUGGUGGUCCUACCUCUUGAAUAAACUGCUGCAACACUCGCCUCUCUCCUCAGGGACAGUGGCAUUUUGAAGAGAUGGGUUUCCUCCAUCUUGUUUCUAGCUGCCACAGACUGAUGUUGCCCUGUUUUGCCUUCCAGGUCAUUAUGGUGACAGGCGACCAUCCAAUCACAGCUAAAGCCAUUGCCAAGGGUGUUGGCAUAAUCUCUGAAGGCAACGAGACUGUGGAAGACAUUGCUCUUCGCCUCAACAUCCCAGUCAGCCAGGUCAACCCCAGGUACUGAGAAGCCGUCUGGCUGGAAAGGGACCGUAGAGCUUGUCUCAGGGAGGGUGGGGGGUCCUGCCAGUCGCCUUGUAAAUUCCGGAAUUUUAACAGCAAGUAUCUGUGUUAAGAGAUAUGUGAAGAAAACUGGUAAGCAGCAUGUUGGGGAAGCUGUGUUGCAGCUUCAUCUCUCAAUUGAGCUGACUUCAUCCUUUUAUUUUAAAUAAAAUUACACACACACACACACACACACACACACACACACACACCACUCAGCUACAAUCGUCUUGCAAGUGGUUUGUAAGAAAUACAAUACAGAAAACAUAAAAUCCAGUGAAAAUUGCAAAAUCAGGCUUUGGUUAAAAUGCCUUCUGGAAUAAUACAGUCGUACCUUGGCUCCUGAACAGUCAAAAACCAGAAGUGAUCGUUCCGGUUUUCGAACAUUCUUUUGGAAGUUGAACGUCCUUGCUGGGCUUCUGUGGCUUCCGAUUGGCUGCAGGAGCUUCCUGCAGCCAAUCGGAAGCCAUGCCUUGGAAGGCGAACGAACUUCCAAGGUGUGUCUGUAAUAAUAAGUCUUCAGAAGGCACUGGAAGUUCAACAGGGAGGAGCCCUGCUGAAGUCAGCCAAAAGUUGAGCCCAUAAUACUUAAUAAUAAUAAUAAUAAUUUAUUAUUUUUACCUCGCCCAUCAGUUCCUGGUGGAUAUGAGCCAUGACUCCUCCAUGGGGGCUACCAACAUGGACUCAAUGUUCAGGCAGGCAUAUACAAGGGGUAUGAUGCGCCCAGAGUGUUAAGGCGCCAUGUAGAUUUAUACUGGAAUGUUGUAUUUUGCCACUUUGGUCUUCCAAGUGGACUCUUCACUAAAACCAUGAACAUGAUCAGCGGCCAAUCUGACUGAGAGUCUGCCCACAUUGGAGGGGGAAGGGGCAGGAUUUGGUGUAACGUUUAGGAGUUCUCAAAACUCUCUUCUUUUAAAUCCCAGGGAUGCCAAAGCGUGUGUCAUUCAUGGCUCCGAUUUGAAGGACAUGACCAGUGAGCAGCUGGAUGAUAUCCUGAGACACCACACGGAAAUAGUCUUUGCCAGAACUUCUCCUCAACAGAAGCUCAUCAUUGUGGAAGGCUGCCAGCGCCAGGUAAGCCGAGGGGACCCUCAUUCACGCUAAUGGUGCUAAACUGGGGGGGGGGGAGCCUAGUGGGGGGAGAAAAGGGGCUAUUCCAGCUUAGUCUAAUGUGUGCGCAGCUUGGAUCUGGGAACUGAAGGUCCUUUUCCUUCCCCUCUUCUCCUUCCAGGGCGCCAUUGUAGCUGUCACAGGAGACGGUGUGAAUGACUCCCCUGCUUUGAAGAAGGCAGACAUUGGCGUUGCCAUGGGUAUCGCCGGGUCUGAUGUCUCCAAACAGGCAGCUGACAUGAUUCUGCUGGACGACAACUUUGCCUCCAUUGUCACUGGGGUCGAGGAAGGUGAGUUCCUCCUUCCUGUGGCUGGUUUGGUGUUCGGAAUGCAAGGAGCAGAAGACUUCCCUUUCCUUCCUCCCAUCCCAUGUCAAAUUCCAGGUGUCCACAAACUUUCACUACCUGGGGCUCCACAUUUGUGUGUGUGUGUGUGUGUGUGUGUGUGUGUGUGUGUGUGCGCUGAAAGCUUCCUUGGACUUGAAUGCUGGCCAGCAAAGUGGAACCAGCUCCUGCUCCUCAGCACUAGAUUAUUUUUUGCUUUCAGUUAAGUUUAGUCUGCUGAGGUGAUUUCUUUCCUAUCUACAUCAGUGUGAAAUGAGACCUGUUGUCUUUGUGGCUUGUGUGGACGUUAGUCCUGGGGACCUUGUGAAGACGGUCCUUUUCUUCCCCCUUCCUUUGUCUCAGGCCGCCUGAUUUUUGAUAACCUGAAGAAGUCAAUUGCCUACACCUUGACCAGUAACAUCCCUGAAAUCACGCCUUUCCUCAUCUUCAUCAUCGCAAACAUUCCCCUGCCUCUGGGUACAGUCACCAUCCUGUGUAUUGACUUGGGGACUGAUAUGGUUAGUAAGUCAUCUUUUUAUUUAUUUCUGCCAUAAAUAAGGUUUUGGUUCUGACCUGUAAAGCAAGCCAAGUUACUUGAAGGCGCGUACUCCUCCCUACUGCUCUAGUCGAUCAUUACAAUCAACUAACCCCAGAACUCUAGAGUUGGAAGGGACCAUGACGGUCAUCUAGUCCAACCCUCUGCGAUGCAGAAUUUUUUUUCACCCAACGUGGGAUUCAAACCCAUGACCCUGACAUUAACAGCCUCAUCCCUUGCCUAUCCCAGAUGAGGCUGCCUUAGUGCUGCAGCCUGUGGAGAUCUAGUUAUCAGCGCAGAGCAGGGUAUUGAGUCUAAUGUGGAUGUUCUAUUUCUAAAAUGUAUUGUUCACUGCCUUGAGACUGGCAUGGUAGGUGGUGUAGUUUAUUAUUUGUUAAAACUUCUGUAGCACUUUUGCACCCAAUAGCCUACAUCCUUCCUGGGGCUUUGUUCAUAUUGCACAGGUCUUCUAAAAUGCUUGCUUAGGAAGACUGAAUUUUCCCCUCUCCCCAAACCCCUUGUAUUUUUAUCAUUAUUUUGGCCUGGGCAAUACAGAUUCAUGCAGGAAAUGAAACUUGUGAAGUUAUAUCUAAUGCUCUCUCCCUCCCAAGGUUCCUGCCAUCUCUCUGGCGUAUGAGCAGGCAGAAAGUGACAUCAUGAAGAGGCAGCCCAGAAACCCCAAGACAGACAAACUGGUGAAUGAAAGGUUGAUCAGCAUGGCUUACGGUCAGAUCGGUAAGGAAGCUUCCAGUUGGCUGGCCCAGAGGUUGACGGAUUGCAGCUUGCAUACGGUGGAAUUUUGGCCCUUCCGUAUUGUUGGAAGUUUUUUGAGGGGUCCAUACAGUCGAGGCGCAUGAAAUCCUCCUGCAUGUGGGAGAAGUGGGAGAUCCAACUUUUGGCACAGUACAAUGGAGGGCUUGGGGUGUGGACCUGCAGCUUAACCUUUCCCCUGUGCCAUUUCUGGCAGUGUGUGGACGAUUGCUGUAUCCUGAGCAAGAGAGGAAAGGGGCAGAGAGGGCCAUAGUCAAAACUGGAAAGAGGUGGUUUCAGUGGGGAGGGACUCUCACACAUGACCUGCUACUGGGAGGUGGCUGCUUUGUGUAAUCUUACUUUAGCCAAUUAGGAGCUUAAAAUAUGCAGUCAUACCUUGGUUGUCGAAGAGAAUCCGUUCUGGAAGUCCGUUCGACUCCCGAAAACAUUCAACAACCAAGGCGCGGCUUCCGAUUGGUUGCAGGAGCUUCCUGCACACAGUUGGAAGCAGAUGUUCAGCUUCCAAAGAAUGUUUGCAAACCGGAACACGCACACAGGUUUGCAGCGUUCGAGAGCCAAAGCAUUCGACUCACAAGGCAUUCAGCUUCCGAGGUAUGACUGUAUAAUGUGUGGAGUGGGAGGAGGGAGGGCGGAAUCACAUAGAGCUUCAAACUUCCUGGUAGUCUUAACUUACACAGUUCAAAAGUGUUAAUUUAGAAGCAGCUGGCUCCUCUACAGCCGGUCCUCAAGUGCAGAGGAUGAUGAAGAAAGCAGGCAUGGCCAGAAAUUUAGAAGGUGCGCAUUCUUGUGCUGUAGACCUGGUGGGACACAGCGAAGUCUCAGUUGAGAAUGGGGAAUAGCUGACGUGCCCUUCGUGUGCUCAGCCUACAAGGAGAUCAUCAGAACAGUAGCUCAGUGCAAAUGCAACUGGAGCUUUGGUAGCACAGGCGUGGCUUCACCCUCUUACCUUGAAGAUUGGCUGAAAGGAGGCCUCCGCAUCGGUGUCCCAGGUGUUUCUCAAUUCAAAGAGUUGUUUUCUAGCAGUUGCCCAUGGAGAACUAAUUCCCCUUCUUCCCGCUACCCUUGCAUAGGAAUGAUCCAGGCCUUGGGAGGCUUCUUCACCUACUUCGUGAUCCUUGCAGAGAACGGCUUCUUGCCGUCCACCUUGCUGGGGAUUAGAGUGUCGUGGGAUGAUCGGUGGAUUAAUGAUGUGGAGGAUAGUUAUGGACAGCAGUGGGUGAGUUUUCAGAGAGCUUAAGAGGACUGUUAAAGAGUUACUUUAGCUGCAUUAUGGAUGGCCGCAAGUAGGAAGGACAAAGUUUGAAAACAGUCUCUCUUCUGCUUUAAUCCCUCAGACUUACGAGCAAAGGAAAAUUGUGGAGUUCACUUGCCACACAGCUUUCUUCGUUAGCAUCGUGGUGGUGCAGUGGGCAGACUUGGUUAUCUGCAAGACCAGAAGGAAUUCUGUUUUCCAGCAAGGAAUGAAGUGAGUCGUGGGUUGCCAACAACCCCCCCUUUCCCAGCAGCUAGUUUUUGUGUGUUGGCUUUUGAGCCUUUCGGGAGAGACAAAAAUAGAUUGAAAUUAAAAUAGGAAUAGCUCUGUGUGGCCGAUGCUGAACGCAGUGUGCCAGAUUUCAUGUGGAAUGGAAACCAGGUUGCCAAACCAAGCCAGUGUUGGAGUGGUUGGUGUGUUGGUCUAGGACCUGAGAGACCAGGGUUCAAAUCCCUAUGCAGCCAUGUCUCCCUGGGGGACUCUGGGUCAGGGUCACUGACUUUCAGCCUUAUCAGGGAGUACACCUGGUUCUGCCCUUCUCUUUUUUCCAAUCACAACAAACCCCGCAGGGUAGGCUUACCUUAGAGCAGUGUUUCCCAAACCUGGAUCUGCAGCUGGUUUGGGACUACAACUCCCAUCAUCCCUAGCUAGCAGGACCAGUGGUGAAGGAUGAUGGGAAUUGUAGUCCAAAAGAAAAAAAAAAAAGCUGGAGACCCAAGUUUGGGAAACACUGCCUUAGAGGAAAGGGUGAAAAAGUAAGGGUAAAGUGUAAAUAUAAAAACUUGAGCCCUGUAGGUUGUGCUCAUUUCCACUCAGAAACCAGGGUUGUGAAGAAAGGCUACCUCUUCGAGGGCUAACUUUCCUUAAAACUUCCACAGGAACAAGAUCUUGAUAUUUGGUCUCUUUGAAGAAACUGCCUUGGCAGCUUUCCUCUCUUACUGCCCCGGAAUGGAUGUUGCUUUGAGGAUGUAUCCUCUCAAGUAAGUAGUAAAUCAGCUGCCUGAAGCCGAUCAUCAUCUAAGCUUCCCCUCUCUUGCUGUGGUUGGUCUUGCUGUAAUUUCUACCACUCUUAAUUCCUUGACUGAGUCAUUUUUGUUUGUAAAGACCUGGGAUUAUCCUAAAUUGUACGUUAGCACUUGUUUUUGAAGACUUCAUCUAAACCUCAUACAAGUAUGUAUUAAAACUGGAAUUCUUAUCUUGCAGACCAACAUGGUGGUUCUGUGCCUUCCCCUACUCUCUCCUCAUCUUUGUGUAUGAUGAAGUGAGAAAACUCAUCAUCAGACGCAGCCCUGGAGGUAGGAGUCCGGUGUCUUGCAAUGUUAUUAUUGCGUGGUGUGCAUACAUUGCAUGGUGGUGGUCUGGCAGCAUGAGGGGGGCUGUUACAUGAGGCACUCAAAGUAAUUUAGCAUUAGCCAGUAAGCAGUACAGUCCAUGCAUGGAUGCUGCAAGCAUUUUUACAAUUUUGGAGGGGUUCGUUGGGUGGAUCAAAUGUGGAUUCCGCUACCUUAUUUCAUAGCUCUGCCAAGAUGGAGAAAAAGCCCUCAAAGGUGAUGUUCUGGGGCUUGGAUUGUAGGCAUAAUAGUUCACAACGAUUAACAUCGGUCAGAGGCAUUAGAUAGAAGAAUAGGCUAACUUUUUGCAUCUGAUGUUGAGGACUUGCAGCAAACUUGAGAAAGAAGAAACCCAGCUUGAUGCGGAUCUUUUCUCCUUCUUUCUCUGUAGGCUGGGUGGAAAAGGAAACCUACUACUAGAAUACUACUGGCCAGAUUUGGUUGCACUCUGACACUUCUCCGCUGUGUGAGCUUCUGGAAUGCAGGAAGAUGGAGCCCUUGCAGGGGGUGGAAGCGAUUGGCCGAGGGCUAGAAGAAGCAUGGAAUGGGGGGGGAGGGGAGUGCCCACCAGAGUCCAGGGGUGAGAGUGGAAGGCGGGAGUAGUUUUUAAAUGUGCCUUUUUGUUUUUGUAAGAAACAAUGAGAUUUUAUAUCUGGACUUUUACAAAUAAAGAUGGAUCAUAAGAGGA
Messenger RNA from Podarcis lilfordi (Lilford's wall lizard), 31915 nucleotides. Lineage: Eukaryota; Metazoa; Chordata; Lepidosauria; Squamata; Lacertidae. The record is from the annotation of a GenBank genome assembly.